This is a messenger RNA of Hyphopichia burtonii NRRL Y-1933, 681 nucleotides long. Its product is annotated as RNA-binding protein. The transcript is spliced from 2 exons. Lineage: Eukaryota; Fungi; Ascomycota; Pichiomycetes; Serinales; Debaryomycetaceae. Gene Ontology annotation, biological process: mRNA export from nucleus. Gene Ontology annotation, cellular component: nucleus. Gene Ontology annotation, molecular function: mRNA binding. The coding region runs from base 1 to 681 and encodes 226 amino acids. The record is from RefSeq and is a predicted model, not a curated record.
AUGUCUGCUUCAUUAGAUAAAUCAUUGGAUGAUAUCAUUUCAUCCAACAGAACACCAAAAAAGUUUGCCAAAAAACCUUUUGUUAAAAAGGGUGGUGCUACUAAAGUUGGUAAAAAAGUUGGUUCUUCCAAUAAAAAACCAAUUGUUUUCAAAAAGCCGGUUGUUGCUGCUAAACCAAAAGUCAGUCAACCUGCGGUUGACUUAAGUUAUGCUACUAAAGUUGUUGCUCAAGGUUUACCAAGAGAUAUCAAACAAGAUGGUAUUAGGGAUUUUUUCCAAUCGCAAGUUGGUCCAGUUCAAACCAUUUCAUUAAGCUAUAAUGAAAAGGGACAAUUCAAAGGUAUUGCCACCAUUAUCUUUAAAAACCAUAAAUCCGCAGCUUUGGCUGUUGAAAAAUAUAACAACGCUCCAAUCGAUGGUGGUUCAAGUAAAUUAAAAUUAGAAUUAAUCAUUGAUCCUUCUAAAAAACCUUUGGCUUCCAGAAUUACUGCUAACAACCCUCAACCUCAAGUUGCUAAAAAUGAAUUAGCUAAAGGCUUAAAGUUGAAGCAAAAAUUACAACAAAAGAAAAAAUUACAACAACAAGUCAAACCAAAGGCCAAUAAAAAGAAACCAGUUAAAAGAUCUAAAAAAUCCAUCGAAGAAUUAGAUCAAGAAAUGGCUGACUACUUUGAUAAUUAA